CGAGCCACCGGCGGCGUCGCACUGCACUUGGCCGUGCAGAAGCGGUACUUUCCCAUCAUCGACGUGCUCCUUGCCCACGGCGCGACGUUGGAAGCCAUGGACGCAGCGCGCGCGGGGUUCCUUCUCUCCACGAGUCACGCGGUGCUGUGCCGUGCAGUGGAGACCAACGAUAUGGACAUGCUUGGCUUCCUCUUGGCACGCGGCGCGCGCGUGCUCUCGGAAGACGGCGGGAACGCGCUGCUGCUCUCCAUCUCGCGCGGGGCCAAGAACGUCGUGCAGUGCUUUCUACAGCAUAUGCGUGCGGACGAGAGCAUCAAUACACUCCUUGCAUGGAAGGAGGACAUGGUAUCUCCCCUCGCAGUGGCGUACGACUGCAACGAGCCCGAGAUUGCACUGCAGCUGCUCGAGGCCGGGGCCAGUGCCGUCGCUGGCGAACGUAGCCACAGUGUCCUUCUCUACUGCAUCUCGUGUCUCGUCGACGCUGAGACGAUCCUCGCGCACGUGGUUCUCUUGCUCGAGCGUGGCGCUGGCGUCGACAUCCACAAAGCUAUCGACGGCGAGACGUCGGCCAUGACGGUCGCGAUCGAACGCCGCUUGUACGAAGUCGUGCUGGUCUUGGUCGCGCGCCAAGCCGAGGCCACGUCGCGUCCACCGAGCUCCUACGAUGCGCGCGUCUAUGCUCUCGCACGCGACUGCGACGACGGCGGGCACAUGCUGUCGGUACUUGGCUUGCCGUCCGUCUCGUAUGCUCCGGUGGCGGGCAAGACCGAGCCCGUGCAGCGCAUCGACUACAGCGCAGUGGACCAAAGCAUUCUCGACGCCUUGCUCCACGCGCCGCCUAUACACGCCAUGGAGACGCUCGCCAUCACGGACGAUGGCACUGCCUCGGACGACUGGCUCUUGCUCUGAUAGUUCAAAAAUGAUGAUUGGAGUGAAUGAAAACCAAGAAAAUGUUUCUUUCAUUAUUGAUGACAACAAGUUCGUUUGUGC
Saprolegnia diclina VS20 is the source of this 990-nucleotide messenger RNA. RefSeq lists its product as hypothetical. Bases 97 to 909 code for a protein of 270 amino acids. Lineage: Eukaryota; Oomycota; Saprolegniomycetes; Saprolegniales; Saprolegniaceae. The transcript has 6 exons. The record is from RefSeq and is a predicted model, not a curated record.